Molecule: messenger RNA, 1159 nt
Organism: Somion occarium
Lineage: Eukaryota; Fungi; Basidiomycota; Agaricomycetes; Polyporales; Cerrenaceae
Source: the annotation of a GenBank genome assembly
CUUUCGUUAGGCCCACUCCUUGCAUACGCCACAAUUCGAGAUGCGCUUCUCUUUCCCUUUGCUCUUUGCUUUUGGUGCUCUCGUUUCGCAGGUUACGGCUCGCGCCUUACAACCUGCCAAGCGUACCACCUCUGAUGUUUGUGCGGAGGUCAGCGCUGGGUUGACCAUUCCUGGCCUGUUGGGACUUCCGCCCAUCACCAUCGGCAUUUUGAACAUUUGCUUGUGCUUGUCCGGCAUUCCUGACCUUCUUCACACCAAUGCUUUGGUCAUCGCCCUUGUCGAUAUAGUCGGGGUCGUUCAAGCCACAGCGCAAAUUACUGACAUGGUGAACAAGGCAUCCAAGGGCAGCAAGUGCACCUUCCCCGACCAUUCCUUUUCUGUUUGCUCCGCAAGCGACCAUUGCGGCUUCCAAUGCAAGGAUGGUUUCACUCCUUCUCCCGCCAAAAAGCCAACCGACUGUGUCUGCCUCCCGCCCAAAGUGGUCUGCAAUGGCGUUUGCGGCGUUUUCAAGGCUUGCCCAAGUGGUCAUCCCAAGAGAGAGCUCGAGAUUCAGAAGCGUUCCGCUUCCUGCGACCGGGGCUUGACUGCGUGUGGUAUCUACGGUUGGUCUGGACUCCCGGCCUCUCAGGCCUGGGAAUGUAUUGACACCCAGAGGGAUCUUGAGAGCUGUAAGUCCGCUUUGUCCUUCGCUUCUUUUAAUUUACAUCUUCAAAUAUCUGAUCAACGGCUUUUCUCUCCGCAACCUUCAGGUGGCGGAUGUGCUAUCCCGCUUACUCUCGGUACUCCCCGUGGUAUUGAUUGCACCUCUAUCCCCGGCGUCGCAGAUGUUUCUUGCAGUGUCGGGUCUUGUGUCGUUCAUCGUUGCUUGCCUGGUUUCGUCGUCUCCCUCGAUAAGACCUUCUGUGUCCGUAAGGGCGGCGUGAAGUUCAACGGAGAGCUGCCGGCUGCUGCUGCUUACGGGUUGGAGCAUCUGCCGCUCAAGAGGGAGUGAACGUUUAGAUGGUGCCUGGAAGACGAAUUGAAUGAACAUGAACGUAUUGGGUCCGAAGGAAAGAAUGCUUCACUGUCUCCACUCUAUCAUUACCGUAUCAGUGGUGAAGGGAUUACUUGUUGUAGUAGCUUUCGUAGUAUGUGCCUGAUGAUAGCUUCCUGCUUCUUU